Spirodela intermedia is the source of this 543-nucleotide messenger RNA. The record is from the annotation of a GenBank genome assembly. Lineage: Eukaryota; Viridiplantae; Streptophyta; Magnoliopsida; Alismatales; Araceae.
AUGGAGGUACCACCGCGUGUGCCAGCGGAGGAGAGGAACCUUAGGUGCCCGCGCUGUGAGUCCACCAACACCAAGUUCUGCUACUAUAACAAUUACAACUUCGCGCAGCCCCGCCAUUUCUGCAAGGCCUGCCGCCGCUACUGGACCAGGGGCGGCUCCCUCCGCAACAUCCCCGUCGGCGGCGCCUCCCGCAAGAACACCAAGCGCAGCGCCGCCACCGCCUCCUCGCAUAACAAGCGCUCCGCCCACCACGCGGCCACCUUUCCGGCCGCCGUCCCAGCGCCGCCGCCGCUUGACGUCCUGAACAUGGAGCCCGUCUCCUCUCUCCAUGCCUCCGCCGCCGAUAUCGACCGUCUCAUGCUGAACACGACGGGGAGCUUCACCGCCCUUCUCUUCUCGGAGGCCCAGUUCGGAAAUCUUCUGGGCAGCUUCCACGAGGAGGCACCGGAAUUGGGCACCUUCGAUCUUCGCAGCUCCACAUACAGCGCCGCCGCGGCGCUGCCACCGCGAAAGGUGCCGCAGCCAGAAGAUUUUCUGGCCUAG